AUGAUUGAAUACUUGUCUAAAUUUUUUUAUCAAUAUAAAAAAAUCUAAUAAUUCAAUAUCUUUAAUAACAAGGAGAUGAGGAUAGUAUGGUAAAAAAUCUCAUAAAAUGUGGACCAUUUUAAUAGGUACAAUCUUUUGAAGAUGUAUAUAUAAUAAAAUAUGCACAAGUUCCACUCCAUUGCCAUUUAGCAAUUUGUGUUCUCUUUUUCUUCUCUACCUCUCUAAAUUAAUCUCUCUCUCUCUCUCUCUCUCUCUCUCUAUAAAGGAUUUAAGAGAUGUUAGAAAGGGAGAGGAAGAAGAGAUAUGCAAUUUUAAUGUGUGGAGAGGAUUCAGAAUACUUGUUGAAGAGACAUGGAGGUUGCUAUGGUUUUUUCACAAAAAUGUUGGCUGAGAAAGGGGAAACAUGGGACCUUUACAAAGUUGUUAAGAAUGAGUUUCCUAAGGACGAUGAUGUUCCUUUCUAUGAUGGUUUUGUUAUCACUGGAAGCUGCCAUGAUGCACAUGCUAAUGACCCUUGGAUCCAUCAACUCCUCACUCUUGUGAACACAUUAAAUUCUCUAAACAAAAAAAUCCUUGGCAUUUGCUUUGGCCAUCAGAUAAUUGGGCGUGCAUUGGGAGGUAAGGUGGUUCGUUCAACUGCUAGUUGGGACAUUGGUGUCACAACCAUCAACUUCAUGUUACCAUCAUCAUCUUCUAAUAAUUCAUCAUUCAAUUUGCCAUCAAAGCUUUCAGUUUUCAAAUGCCACCGUGAUGAGGUUGUUGAUCUGCCUGCUGAAGUUGAGGUAAUUGGUUGCUCAGAAAAGACUGGAAUUGAGAUGUUUAGAUAUGAAGAUCACAUUUUGGGCAUACAAGGUCACCCUGAAUUUACCAUUGACAUUCUUUUGCAUUUUAUUGACCGCCUCACACGUCGUAAUUUAAUUCAGGAAGGUUUUGCUUCGGAUGUAAAGGUAAAGGCAGCAUCAAGGGAGCCAGACACAGAGGCAUGGAAAACACUUUGUCUCACAUUUCUUAAAGGUCAAUCAUGACCCACUCACCCAAAAUUCUGCUUUAAUUGUACUAAUAUUAUUAUUAUUAUGAUUGUUUUGUUACAAUCUAGUUGUAAUAAUUUGGUAAUUGGUAAUAAAUAUUAUUUUGUCUCA
Trifolium pratense (red clover) is the source of this 1139-nucleotide messenger RNA. RefSeq names its product gamma-glutamyl peptidase 5-like. NCBI's taxonomy places the organism in Eukaryota, Viridiplantae, Streptophyta, Magnoliopsida, Fabales, Fabaceae. The transcript has 4 exons. The record is from RefSeq and is a predicted model, not a curated record. Bases 276 to 1025 code for a protein of 249 amino acids. Gene Ontology annotation, cellular component: cytosol.